Messenger RNA from Argiope bruennichi, 7511 nucleotides. It is a transcript of the gene Prp8, whose product is annotated as pre-mRNA-processing-splicing factor 8. NCBI's taxonomy places the organism in Eukaryota, Metazoa, Arthropoda, Arachnida, Araneae, Araneidae. The transcript has a single exon. Gene Ontology annotation, biological process: spliceosomal tri-snRNP complex assembly; mRNA splicing, via spliceosome. The record is from RefSeq and is a predicted model, not a curated record. Gene Ontology annotation, cellular component: U5 snRNP; catalytic step 2 spliceosome. Gene Ontology annotation, molecular function: pre-mRNA intronic binding; U5 snRNA binding; U6 snRNA binding. Bases 149 to 7228 code for a protein of 2359 amino acids.
UCGAAUGGUGUCGCUUUAUGUAAACCAUUAUCGUGUAUUAACGUUAACACCGAUUUUACUUUUAAGAAUGUGAAAACUACUCUGAAUGGAAAAAUAAACUACGACAAGAAUUUGCUUUCCGCGUAAAUCGUAAACAUAUUGUAAAAAAAUGAUUGGACAUCCGUAUGUGAUGGGCAUGCUGGCUCAGCAGCAAGCUUUCGCUGCUGCUCAAAUGGCUCAUGCCCAAGCCCAGGCACAAAUGCAACAACAACAAAUGCAGCAGCAGCAACAACAACUAUUGAAGCAACCUGAAGUGUUAUCGGAAGAAAAACUUCAAGAGAAGGCGAGAAAAUGGCAGCAAUUGCAAAGUAAAAGAUAUGCAGAAAAGCGCAAAUUCGGUUUUGUUGAUGCGCAGAAAGAAGAAAUGCCCCCAGAACAUAUAAGAAAAAUAAUCCGUGAUCAUGGCGAUAUGAGCAGUCGAAAAUAUCGUCAUGAUAAACGAGUAUAUCUUGGAGCCCUUAAAUAUAUGCCACAUGCUGUCCUGAAAUUGAUGGAAAAUAUGCCAAUGCCAUGGGAACAGAUCAGAGAUGUUAAAGUGCUCUAUCACAUCACUGGAGCAAUUACAUUUGUAAAUGAAAUACCUUGGGUAAUUGAACCUGUGUAUAUUGCUCAAUGGGGCACUAUGUGGAUUAUGAUGAGAAGAGAAAAGCGUGAUCGUCGACAUUUCAAACGUAUGCGAUUCCCUCCAUUUGAUGAUGAAGAGCCUCCUUUGGAUUAUGCUGAUAACAUAUUGGAUGUUGAACCUUUAGAAGCUAUUCAGAUGGUGCUGGAUCCUGAGGAAGAUAAAGAAGUAUGUAAAUGGUUAUAUGAUCAUAAGCCUUUGUUAGAUACAAAGCAUGUAAAUGGAACUACCUAUCGCAAAUGGAAUCUUACAUUGCCACAGAUGGCUACUCUGUAUCGUCUGGCUAAUCAGUUACUGACAGAUUUAGUUGAUGACAAUUAUUUUUAUCUGUUUGAUUUGAAAUCAUUUUUCACAGCUAAAGCCUUAAACAUGUCUAUUCCUGGUGGACCAAAAUUUGAGCCUCUAAUCAAGGAUGCCAAUCCUGCUGAUGAAGAUUGGAAUGAAUUUAAUGAUAUCAACAAAAUUAUUAUUCGUCAGCCCAUACGUACAGAAUAUCGCAUUGCAUUUCCAUAUUUGUAUAACAAUUUGCCACAUUAUGUUCACUUAUCGUGGUAUCAUACUCCAAAUGUUGUGUUUAUCAAAACGGAAGAUCCUGACUUGCCAGCAUUCUAUUUUGAUCCAUUGAUCAAUCCAAUAUCUCAUCGUCAUCAAGUGAAAGGAUCUAAAUCCUUACCAGAUGAUGAUGAAGAAUUUGAGCUCCCUGAAUAUGUUCAGCCAUUUCUACAAGAUUGUCCUUUAUACACUGAUGAUACUGCAAAUGGUAUUGCUCUGCUUUGGGCUCCACGACCCUUUAAUUUGCGAUCAGGAAGAACAAGAAGAGCUAUUGAUGUUCCACUUGUUAAAUCAUGGUAUCGAGAACACUGUCCACCUGCUAUGCCUGUUAAAGUUAGAGUUUCUUACCAAAAAUUGCUAAAGUAUUACGUCUUGAAUGCUCUAAAACAUCGACCACCAAAACCUCAAAAGAAAAGAUAUUUGUUUAGAUCAUUCAAAUCUACUAAAUUCUUCCAAACUACUACACUGGAUUGGGUUGAAGUUGGACUUCAUGUGUGCCGUCAAGGAUACAACAUGUUGAAUUUACUUAUCCAUCGUAAGAAUUUGAACUAUUUGCACUUAGAUUACAAUUUCAAUUUAAAACCUGUUAAAACUUUGACUACUAAAGAAAGGAAAAAAUCUAGAUUUGGAAAUGCUUUCCAUUUGUGCAGAGAAAUUCUUCGACUUACAAAGCUUGUAGUUGACAGUCAUGUACAGUAUCGAUUGAAUAAUGUUGAUGCAUUCCAGUUAGCAGAUGGUUUACAAUACAUAUUUGCUCAUGUUGGUCAGUUGACUGGCAUGUACAGAUACAAAUACAAGCUGAUGAGACAAAUCCGAAUGUGUAAGGAUCUAAAGCAUUUGAUAUACUAUCGAUUUAAUACUGGACCAAUUGGUAAAGGACCUGGCUGUGGCUUUUGGGCACCUGGUUGGAGAGUAUGGCUGUUUUUCAUGCGAGGUGUAACACCACUUUUAGAGCGAUGGCUAGGAAAUCUUUUGUCUCGCCAGUUUGAAGGUAGACAUUCUAAAGGUGUUGCAAAAACUGUUACAAAACAAAGAGUUGAAAGCCAUUUUGAUCUUGAAUUGAGAGCAUCUGUCAUGCAUGAUAUCUUGGACAUGAUGCCUGAAGGAAUGAAGCAAAACAAAGCUAGGACCAUCUUGCAACACUUAAGUGAAGCUUGGCGGUGCUGGAAAGCUAAUAUUCCAUGGAAGGUACCUGGUUUGCCUACUCCUAUUGAAAAUAUGAUCUUGAGAUAUGUAAAAAUGAAAGCAGAUUGGUGGACUAAUACUGCUCAUUACAAUCGUGAACGUAUCAGGAGAGGUGCAACUGUUGAUAAAACUGUUUGCAAAAAGAAUCUUGGUCGUUUAACACGUCUGUACUUGAAGGCUGAACAAGAACGACAGCACAACUAUUUGAAAGAUGGUCCUUAUAUUAGCGCUGAGGAAGCGGUUGCUAUUUAUACUACCACUGUGCAUUGGCUUGAAAGUAGGAGAUUUUCUCCUAUACCAUUUCCUCCACUUUCAUAUAAACAUGAUACCAAGCUAUUAAUUCUUGCUUUGGAGCGCCUGAAAGAAGCAUACAGUGUGAAAAGCAGAUUGAAUCAAUCUCAACGUGAAGAACUUGGCUUGAUUGAGCAGGCAUAUGAUAAUCCUCAUGAAGCAUUGUCUCGUAUUAAACGUCAUCUUCUCACUCACAGGCAAUUUAAGGAAGUUGGAAUUGAAUUCAUGGAUUUAUACAGUCACUUAAUUCCUGUGUAUGAUGUAGAACCAUUGGAAAAAAUCACUGAUGCAUACUUAGACCAAUAUCUUUGGUAUGAGGCUGACAAGAGACGUUUGUUCCCCCCAUGGAUCAAGCCUGCAGAUUCUGAACCACCUCCACUACUUGUCUACAAAUGGUGUCAAGGCAUUAACAACUUGCAAGAUGUUUGGGAUACAUCAGAAGGAGAAUGUUGUGUAAUGUUAGAAUCUCGAUAUGAAAAAAUGUAUGAAAAAAUUGACUUGACUCUUCUGAAUAGAUUAUUGAAACUUAUUGUUGAUCAUAAUAUUGCUGAUUACAUGACAGCCAAAAGUAACGUUGUUAUUAACUACAAAGACAUGAAUCAUAUCAAUUCCUAUGGUAUCAUAAGAGGUCUUCAAUUUGCAUCAUUCAUAGUACAGUAUUACGGACUUGUUCUAGAUCUUCUAGUUCUUGGUCUUCAGAGGGCCAGUGAAAUGGCUGGACCACCACAGAUGCCUAAUGAUUUUUUGACUUACAAGGAUGUUGCCACAGAGACUGCUCAUCCAAUCCGUCUAUAUUCCAGAUACAUUGAACGCAUGCAUAUUUUCUUCCGUUUCACUGCUGAAGAAGCAAGAGAUCUAAUUCAGAGAUAUUUGACACAACAUCCUGAUCCAAACAAUGAGAAUAUUGUGGGAUAUAAUAAUAAAAAAUGCUGGCCGAGAGAUGCACGCAUGAGACUAAUGAAACAUGAUGUAAACCUUGGUCGUGCUGUUUUCUGGGAUAUUAAGAACAGGUUACCUCGCUCAGUCACAACUGUUCAGUGGGAAAGCAGCUUUGUUUCUGUAUACAGUAAAGAUAAUCCCAAUCUGUUAUUUAAUAUGAGUGGUUUUGAAUGCAGAAUUCUCCCAAAAUGUCGAAUGACUCAUGAAGAAUUUACUCAUAAAGAUGGAGUAUGGAAUUUGCAAAAUGAAGUGACAAAAGAAAGGACUGCUCAAUGCUUCCUAAGAGUUGAUGAUGAAUCCAUGCAACGUUUCCAUAAUAGAGUGAGACAGAUUUUAAUGGCUUCAGGAUCUACAACAUUUACAAAAAUUGUCAAUAAGUGGAACACUGCAUUGAUUGGACUGAUGACUUACUUCAGAGAAGCUGUUGUUAAUACACAAGAGUUAUUAGACCUGCUUGUGAAAUGCGAAAACAAAAUUCAAACACGUAUUAAAAUUGGAUUAAAUUCCAAAAUGCCUAGUCGAUUUCCUCCUGUUGUCUUUUAUACACCUAAAGAAUUAGGUGGUUUAGGAAUGUUAUCUAUGGGACAUGUUUUGAUCCCCCAGUCUGAUCUUAGAUGGUCAAAGCAGACAGAUGUAGGAAUAACACACUUUCGAUCAGGUAUGAGUCAUGAUGAAGAUCAAGUUAUACCAAAUUUGUACCGUUAUAUUCAGCCUUGGGAAAGUGAAUUCAUUGAUUCACAGAGAGUCUGGGCUGAAUAUGCCCUUAAAAGACAAGAAGCUUUGUCACAAAAUCGACGUUUGACUCUAGAAGAUCUUGAAGAUAGCUGGGAUCGUGGCAUUCCUAGAAUUAAUACAUUAUUCCAGAAGGACAGACAUACACUUGCUUAUGAUAAAGGCUGGAGAGUACGUACAGACUUUAAACAAUACCAAGUAUUAAAGCAGAACCCAUUCUGGUGGACCCAUCAAAGACAUGAUGGUAAACUGUGGAACCUAAAUAAUUAUCGUACUGAUAUGAUCCAAGCUUUAGGAGGUGUAGAAGGCAUAUUAGAACAUACCCUCUUCAAAGGCACAUACUUCCCAACUUGGGAAGGUUUGUUUUGGGAGAAAGCUAGUGGUUUUGAAGAAUCUAUGAAAUACAAGAAACUAACAAAUGCCCAGCGCUCAGGUUUGAAUCAGAUUCCAAAUCGUCGGUUCACUUUAUGGUGGUCCCCUACAAUUAAUAGGGCCAAUGUCUAUGUAGGAUUUCAAGUGCAGCUCGAUUUGACUGGAAUAUUUAUGCAUGGCAAAAUUCCAACUUUGAAGAUCUCUCUUAUUCAAAUAUUCAGAGCUCAUUUGUGGCAAAAGAUCCAUGAAAGCAUUGUUAUGGAUUUAUGUCAAGUUUUUGAUCAAGAAUUGGAUGCUUUGGAAAUUGAAACAGUGCAGAAAGAAACUAUUCAUCCUAGAAAAUCAUACAAAAUGAAUAGUUCAUGUGCCGACAUUUUGCUCUUUGCAGCAUAUAAAUGGAGUUGUUCUAGACCUUCUUUGUUAGCAGACUCAAAGGAUACCAUGGAUGUAACAAGCACCCAAAAAUACUGGAUUGAUGUACAGCUAAGAUGGGGAGAUUAUGAUUCUCAUGAUAUUGAGCGCUAUGCUAGAGCUAAGUUCUUAGAUUAUACUACUGACAACAUGAGCAUUUAUCCAUCUCCCACUGGUGUAUUAAUAGCUAUUGAUUUGGCUUAUAAUUUGCACAGUGCUUAUGGUAAUUGGUUCCCUGGUGCCAAACCAUUGAUUCAACAAGCUAUGGCCAAGAUAAUGAAAGCAAAUCCUGCUUUAUAUGUAUUGCGAGAGAGAAUCCGAAAAGGUCUGCAGUUAUAUUCUUCUGAACCUACUGAGCCUUAUUUGUCAUCUCAGAAUUACGGUGAACUGUUUUCUAAUCAGAUUAUUUGGUUUGUUGAUGAUACAAAUGUAUAUCGAGUAACCAUUCACAAAACCUUUGAAGGUAACUUGACCACUAAACCUAUCAAUGGUGCAAUUUUUAUUUUCAAUCCCCGUACUGGUCAGUUAUUCUUGAAAAUUAUUCAUACUUCUGUCUGGGCUGGACAAAAACGUUUAGGUCAGUUGGCCAAAUGGAAAACUGCUGAAGAAGUUGCUGCAUUGAUCCGUUCAUUACCUGUUGAAGAACAACCUAAACAGAUUAUUGUCACUCGAAAAGGUAUGUUAGAUCCUCUUGAAGUACAUUUAUUGGAUUUCCCUAAUAUUGUUAUUAAAGGCAGUGAGCUGCAAUUGCCUUUCCAAGCUUGCCUGAAAGUUGAAAAAUUUGGUGAUCUAAUUUUAAAAGCGACUGAGCCACAGAUGGUUCUCUUCAACUUAUAUGAUGAUUGGCUGAAAACCAUUUCUUCUUAUACUGCCUUUUCAAGGCUUAUUUUGAUUUUAAGGGCUCUUCAUGUGAAUAAUGAGCGUACAAAAGUUAUUCUGAAACCUGAUAAAACAACCGUAACAGAAUUGCAUCAUAUUUGGCCUUCUUUAUCAGAUGAGGAAUGGAUUAAAGUGGAAGUUCAGUUAAAAGAUCUUAUUCUUGCUGAUUAUGGUAAAAAGAAUAAUGUUAAUGUUGCUUCAUUAACGCAGUCUGAAAUUAGAGAUAUUAUUCUUGGCAUGGAAAUAUCUGCUCCAUCUGCCCAACGACAGCAGAUUGCUGAAAUUGAAAAGCAAACAAAAGAACAAACUCAGUUGACUGCUACAACAACCCGAACUAUCAACAAGCAUGGAGAUGAAAUUAUUACAUCAACAACCAGUAAUUAUGAAAAAGAUACCUUUGCUUCAAAGACUGAGUGGCGUGUACGUGCCAUUUCAGCUACUAAUCUCUACCUUCGUACUAAUCACAUUUAUGUUUCUUCUGAUGAUAUCAAAGAAACUGGCUACACCUAUAUUUUGCCUAAGAAUAUUCUAAAGAAAUUUAUCAUUAUAUCUGAUUUGAGAACACAAAUUGCUGGUUAUCUAUAUGGUGUAAGUCCCUCUGACCAACCUCAAGUAAAAGAAAUUAGAUGCAUUGUCAUGGCUCCUCAAUGGGGUACACAUCAAAUGGUUCACUUGCCUAGCAUUUUACCUACCCAUGAAUAUCUGUCAGAAAUGGAACCUCUUGGAUGGAUACAUACACAGCCAAAUGAAUUGCCCCAGCUGUCUCCUCAAGAUGUCACUACACAUGCAAAUAUCAUGAAUGAUAAUCCCUCUUGGGAUGGUGAAAAAACUAUUGUUAUAACUUGCAGUUUUACACCUGGAUCUUGCUCAUUGAAUGCUUACAAGCUGACUCCUGGUGGUUAUGAUUGGGGACGUCAAAACACAGAUAGAGGAAAUAAUCCCAAAGGUUAUUUACCAUCUCACUAUGAAAGAGCACAGAUGCUUUUAACUCAUCGUUUCCUGGGAUUCUUCAUGGUUCCUGCCCAAGGCUCAUGGAAUUACAACUUCAUGGGUGUGAGACACGAUGCCAAUAUGAAGUAUGAUUUACAGUUGGCCAAUCCUAAAGAAUUCUACCAUGAACUUCAUCGACCAUCUCAUUUCUUGAAUUUUAGCAACAUUGAGGACAGUGAGGGUGUAGGAGCUGACAGAGAAGAUCACUUUACUUAGUCAUUGAUAAAUGUCACUUUUGUUGAAGUUUGUCUUCUUUCAUUUUUUUAAAAUAUCAGUUAUAUCAAUUAAGAAAAUUUCAGGCUUUUUUUUUUUUAAUAAUGAACCAUUCUUUGUAUUCAUGUAUGUUCUCUGUAAACAUGUACAUGUUUUAUCAUUCUUUAAAAAUGAUAUUGGAUGUUUUUCUUUUUAAUUUCAAUAUUCACUAUAUUAAUUUUUCUUAUUAUUACCCACUUUUAUUGUUUCAUGUAUAGUUGCAUUGUCAAUAAAGGAUUUUCAUAUA